This is a messenger RNA of Clonostachys byssicola, 2259 nucleotides long. Lineage: Eukaryota; Fungi; Ascomycota; Sordariomycetes; Hypocreales; Bionectriaceae. The record is from the annotation of a GenBank genome assembly.
AUGGAGAGACCUCGCCAGCGCCGAAGACCAGCAUUCUCGUGCCUGGAAUGCAGGCGGCGAAAGAUCAAGUGCGAUCGGAAAAAUCCGUGCUCGCAUUGCGUCUCCGUCGCGAUCCAGUGCGUGCACAAGGUCUUUCGGGAUGCGCCCGAGACCUCCGUCCAAAGCAGUACACAGGGCCGAACAACAGUCUCCUCACCAGUCAGUACCCCAUCCUCUCGUGCCCAGAGCGGACAAUCUCGCACCGAUGCAACCGCAAACGAAACGGGCAGCGUGGCAUCUAGGCCUCUCAUCGCUAGAGCCGAUAUAUCACCGUCCACACCAGCACCAACACUCGCGGGCCAACCUGAAGUCGCCACCAGUCAGAUAGUAUCAACAACCCGUGAUGAAGAUGAGCAACCAAGUGUACAUGCCCUUCUACGACGCAUACAGCAUCUCGAGAACUCUCUAGCAACGAGUGCUGUACCUGCGCACUCUGAGCCUGGAGGGGAAUUGACUGAUCGCCAACCGGUGCAUCAAGAUACACGUGUCAGCCUCUACAAGACAAGGAUCUCGAAAUGGAGUUACUGGGUGGGCAUGGUCGAUGAGUUUGACCUUAUCAAGGCUUGCUAUUCCGCGGCAGGCGGCGGCCUCCUUGCCAGCUACGGUGAAGCAGAUGACGAGGACAAGCUGAACUCCUUCCACAGGUCUGAGAUUGAACCUCUUCUUGAAGAGACUGGGGCUCUCACGAGGAAGUGUAAAGUGUUCGCAAAAAGUCUCAAGACCGGGCGACCAAGCAAGUCUCUCGGGGGAGCUGGCUUUGAUCUUCGCCCGCCCUCCCACGACCUGGCUGACACCAUGGUCGAUCUCUAUUGUACCUCUUUCGAGUCGGUGUAUCGGAUAAUCCAUAUACCCUCAUUCCGUCUUGAGUACCAGCAAUACUGGGAGAACCCAGAGAGUACUACGGCCAGUCAGUGUCUCAAAAUUCUCUUGGUAAUCAGCAUAGGCUCAAGCCUUCACGACCAUGGGAAGGAUCUACGGCCAAAAGUACAGCAGUGGGUUCACGCUUCUCAGGCAUGGCUUGCCGGCCCGCUGGAAAAGAAUCGCCUGGACGUUGGGGGGCUCCAAGUCUACUGCUUGGUGAUUCUUGCACGGCAGAUCUUCUCAAUUGGCGGCGACCUAGUUUGGGUGACGAUGGGGUCGGUAAUUCGUAUGGCCAUGCAAAUAGGGCUUCAUCACGAUCCCAAACACUUGCCAGACAUGUCGUUGCUACAGGCUGAAGUCCGAAGGCGGUUGUGGGCUACGGUGCUCGAGAUGGCAAUACAGUCGUCACUAGAUUCGGCGAUGCCGCCCAUCAUCUCCUUGGACCAGUUUGAUACCGAAGCACCUUCCAACUACAACGACGAUGAGCUUGAUGAUUCAACUAUCGAGCUGGCCCCCCAUCCUAGAAGCACCUACACUACUUCCUCAAUACAGCUUAUCCUUCUCGACUCGAUACCGACACGCCUACGCAUCAUACAGCUACUCGGCGGCCUUAAACCAGAACUAUCUUAUCAGGAUGUGCUUUCACUGAGUUCGGAGGUGACUGAAUCAUAUUGCGCCUACAGAAAAUUCGGCCAAAAGAACAGCAGCUCCGGUAUGACCCCAUUCCACAGGAAUCUGCUCGAUUACUUCGUACGCCGAUUCCUAAUCCCCCUACACUGUUUGUUUGCCAACAAGGCGCCAACGAACCCAUUGUUUUACUAUUCCCUCAAAGUCAAUCUGGACGUUGCCAUGGCCAUCGUCUGUCCUGAACCCGACGACGGCUUCUCACGAAUCAUGGCUACUGGAGGGGGGCUAUUCCGCGAGGGUUUCUGGUGGGCAACAUCCAUCAUCGGCCGCGAGAUCAUCUCUCAAGUCUCAGCGCAGCGUCGGGAGGGAACACUACAUCGCAAUUCCCCACACCGGGAGCUUCUCAAGCAAGCCGUAAGGGAUAUGAUCUCUCUGGCGGAGGCGAGGAUGCACGAAGGCGAUACCAAUGUAAAGCUUCACAUGUUUCUGAGUAUGAUAUUGGCACAAACCGAAGCUACGGAAGAAGGCGUAUCAUGCGAGCUCAGGAUUGCACAAGGAGCGAGGGGAAGCCUUCAGUUUUGUCAUGAUCUGCUGCAGGCACAAGCCGUUCCCGAGCCCGUGCCGUAUUAUGACGACGCGGGAGUCACGUCCUCGACAUUAUAUGGGGCGCCGGGAAACUCGCUUUGGGACUUUGACCUGGAAUUCUUUCUGCCUGAUCUGGGGCUUUCGUAG